AUGAUGGGUAUGGUGUCAUAUCCCAAUCGCCGAGAGGAAGAGAUCAAAGAGAAGGAAAAGCAAGUACCAGGACUUCGUGUCUUCCGGGAGUUUGUGUUUGCUCCCUCCGCGGACCGAGAUCAACUCGGACCGACACCUUCAUUCGAUGAUGCCUCCGACCUGGUCAAGGAGGCGCUCCAUUGUCAGGGCACGAAGCGGUCCGAAUCUGGAUGGAACAUGGCGGUCCAUUAUCCUCUCCUUCGCAAAGCUAUAUGUGACUCAGCAAGACCAAGUCAGUUAAUAGGUUUUGAACCAUGCACAACCGCAAAAAUCAUUCGGGAGUAUCUACCCCCUGGUGCAACAGGAAAAAUGGUGGACUUUUGCAUAUACGUCAACCCGGAAGCGGAGCCAGUUGCUUGCAGUGAAGCAGAGAAGCUCACACGGACGCUCCCCGCCCAAGUGAUCAACCACACAGACGAAUAUGCUCUCCGAAAUUGGCCUAUUGCCGUGAGCAUCGAGACUAAACGACAAGGUGAAGAACGCCUCGCAGCCGCGGAGCUGCAGUUAGGCACUUGGCACACUGCUCAAUGGAGAUUGCUUGAACGUCUCGUCGCUCAAACUGGCGGUACGUUUGAUGGACUGCCUUUCCUGCCCGCUAUCGUCGUGCAUGGGCACAUGUGGAGCUUUGCGGCGACGACAAGGGAGGGCGAGACUACCCUACUAUGGCUGGAGCAAGUAUUUGGGUCGAGUAGUAAUAUCCUUGGGGUAUACAAGACAAUAUGGAGCCUGCAACGUCUCGCCAAAUGGGCCAGCGACGUGUACUGGCCAUGGAUUCGGGAGAAUGCCUUAGGCGUCUCUGAGGAUUGA
This is a messenger RNA of Penicillium daleae, 846 nucleotides long. RefSeq lists its product as uncharacterized. The transcript has a single exon. Bases 1 to 846 code for a protein of 281 amino acids. The record is from RefSeq and is a predicted model, not a curated record. Lineage: Eukaryota; Fungi; Ascomycota; Eurotiomycetes; Eurotiales; Aspergillaceae.